Daldinia loculata is the source of this 1668-nucleotide messenger RNA. RefSeq lists its product as uncharacterized. Lineage: Eukaryota; Fungi; Ascomycota; Sordariomycetes; Xylariales; Hypoxylaceae. The record is from RefSeq and is a predicted model, not a curated record. The transcript is spliced from 2 exons. The coding region runs from base 170 to 1351 and encodes 393 amino acids. Gene Ontology annotation, cellular component: endoplasmic reticulum.
UGUUCAGAUUAUGCAUGAACUACGGACUUUGCAUUACUAUCCUAUUAUAUGCAUUAUCCGGGGUUCAACUAGACUCUCAUGUCCCUGAGACGCAACAGCGUCACAUAAGCCUAUUUUCGUCAUCUCCAUCAUAUCUAAAACAGCUUCGGGAUCAACCAACCUCGACGAAAUGAAGCUACACAGCUUCUUACUACCGGCCUUAGCUGGCAUUGCCACUACCCGCGCCGAAGACCAGCAACAGAAUGCCGAGGCCUACAUCAUCAGACAAUCAAAGACUACAACUCCCUCGAAUCCUCCCUCGAUACCAAACGAACUCGCCCGAGCUAUCCUCCUCCAGCGCCUCAGCACGCCAGAGCAACCCGCGUCUUUGGGGCAGCUGCCCGAGUCUCUUUCCCAAGACGAAUCUGUAUCCUACAUCAACCGGUUCGGAAAGGCACCCCGACCACUGUUUGGAGAGGCCAAAGACGCGAACGAACCUCGCCAGCUCGUUAUUGCUUUCUCCGGCAUCACGGCUGAUAAACACAAGGACUUCAAGGGCGCCAUACCGCGCGUGCCUCUCGCCUUCACAGCUCCUGGACUGAGCCGGUUACCUGUUGCGGGCAAGAAAUCAAACUGCGCGUUCGAACAAUCCAUCGACUCCGAUAACGAGAAGUGCUGGAAAGGCAAGACGCAGUAUCUCGAAUACGAUGUUACCAAGAACAAGAACGCAAUCGCACAACUGGGACAAAACAUCGAGUCUCUCAACGCCCAAGCCCUCGCCGGCAAGCUUGAAAUCACCAUCCUCCUCCUCGCACCCCCCAGCAGCGAAUCCGACGAGCUUCGCCGCCGAGCAGUCAAGGAAGAGAAAGUACUAGCCGAAGACCACGGCGACUUCGUCAACAUCCCCACGGCCGAUUCCACCGUCAGUCACCCCGGCGCCAACGCCGAUAAACCAUUCCACGCCUUCGGUUCCAGCCUAGACUCCCCGGUCGCCGUAUCCCGCCCAGCGCCCGCCCCCAUCCUACCUUCCUGCUUCACCUCUCACAACGCGUGCAUCACCGCGACGGACUCGUGUUCAGGCCACGGGCAAUGCGUCGAUCGAUGGGGCAAGGUUGACGGGGCUAAGAAAGCGUGUUUCUUCUGCCAUUGCAUGGCUACCAACGAGACUGACGCUCGCGGCAACACUGGCGUGUACCACUGGGGCGGCUCUGCUUGUCAUAAGCGCGAUGUUAGCACCCCAUUCUGGCUCUUCGCUGGCGUGUCGAUUGCCCUCGUUGCUACUGUUGCCUUCGCUAUCGGUCUGCUGUUUAGCGUCGGUGAGGAAAAGUUACCUGGUGUUAUCGGAGCUGGUGUCUCGCGGACUACGAAGUAAGGUUGAUAUUUCGAUAUACAUAUCUAUUGCCGGUUGAUGGUCUUUCUUUGAAACGGGAUCAGGAGAGCAGGAUUCGCGGCGGGAGUGAUCAGAAGGGAUGGAUAGCAAAGCGAAGGACUCAAGCCGUUGUGUAUAUCACGUACGGCCAUAAUGCACAUGUAUCAUACGUGUAUCGAUACCGGGGACAAACGAACGAUUAAUCAAUCGAAUAACGGGCGCUGGUUAGCAUAUCUGUCUCCACCGUCUAUUGGCGGUUCUCAGAAAGUUAUUUCAUUUAUGUAGAAGGCUAGGUUCAUAACAUCAAGAUUCAUUAAAUU